GCAGCAACAACAUUUAUCACACCCACAACCAUGCCAAUGUUAUCAGAAUUUACGAAAUCAUUUCUAACAACCUCACCUUUGCUAAAUGCAACAACAAAUGCAGUGACUCUGACUAGUCUUUCAGAAACACAAAAUCCUGCUCCAACUGCAUUUGUAUCUCAAAGCACAAAAAUAACUGUGUCUUUAGCAACCACUGAAACUACUGCACCAACCAUUAUAUUUGUAACUCAAGAAACCACAAUGCCAUUGUCAACGUCAGCUACUGGUGCCUCGCAAAUUACAAGUGUGACUCCAAUGACUACAUCUGGAGUUAAAACAAGUAUUCCUAUAAACUCAGCUGCUACAAUUGCAUCAACUCAAACAACAGCAGCGGUGGCAAGCAAACUGCUAUUCAACUCCUGGUCUCCAGUCCCCAGUGAAUCUCAGGUCAUGAGUGCUAUCAAUACUCUCCUGAUAUCCAGAGAGUCACAGCUCAGUGAAUCAGUGAAGGUCGUGAAUGUCACCUAUGAGAAAAUCUCAGAAACCUCAUAUGCUGUGUUCUUCACAUUUCACGUGGUUAACAUCAGCAUGCCAGAAGACCCUGAUCUCAGAGGCGACACCUACCAGCAAGUGAAGGAUAUCAUCAAUGAUGCGCUGAACACUCUUCUGAAUGAACCUGGCAAGAUCGUUUUCGAACCCAAAUCUUCCAAUUUCACGAGCUCUUCAAACCAGAUUGAUGGCAGGAUGGACUACACCUUCCAGGAUGGAGAUGCCAUACAACCAGUCAGCUUCCUAAAUGAGCUACGUCUGCCAACCACUACAACAGUGCUUCCAGAAACAACAACAGGUUUCACUGUGACCCCUUCAAAUCUCAUACCUGGUUCAGCAGUGGUCACAAGCAAGCUGGUUUUCAACUCCUCAUCUCCAGUCCCAAGUGAAGCUCUGGUCCUCAGCGCUAUCAACACUCUCCGUAAUUCCAGAGAGUCACAGCUCAGUGAAUCAGUGCAGGUGGUGAAUGUCACCUAUGAGAAAGUUUCGGAAUCUUCCUAUGCUGUCAUUUUAAAAUUUUAUAUGAGUGGCCUCAGCAUGCCAAGGGACUCUGGACUCAGAAACAACAUCUACCUGCAAGUACAGGAUACAAUCAAUAAAGCGCUAAACACUCUUCUGAACGAACCUAGCAGUCCAGCUUUACAACCCAUUUCAUCCAACUUCAAGAGUACAUUCAAUCAGAUUGAGGGCAGUAUGGAGUACAACUUCCAAGAUGCAGAUGUCAUAAAACCAGUCAAAUUCCUACAGGCGCUUAGUUCAUUGACAGUCUUAACAACAGCCAGUACUCUGACAUCAAGCAUAACUUCUCCACAAACAUUGUUGGGGAAGGCUUACAUAAAUAUUCGAUUGGUGUUUCACACACUGGGCCCAAUCCCUAGUAAGGAUUACAUUAUAAACUUGGCCAGCUCUACGCUCAACCCACGUUACAGAACUAAAGUAGUCGCACCACCAACCCAGGGUACGAGCCUUGUGGAUAUCGGCUAUACAAAACUUAAUGAAACCUCCUAUGCUCUCACAUUUGGAUUUGAAAUCACUAAUAUAUCCAUGUCUGAGAAACGUGAACUAAGGAAUGAAACCUAUACUUCAAUCAAAAGCACUAUAAAUAAAUUGCUUGUCGACAUCCUAAAGGAUCCCUCAGCUUCUCAGUUUGAUCUGCAACACAUUGCAUUCGAUGGUAAUAGCACAGUGAUUCUGGCCAGUGUUCAGUAUGUUUUCUCAGAAAGUGACUUGAGCAUAAACAGCGCCUUUGUCAAGGAAAUGUUCAAAGCUAAGGAAGUCUUAACAACAGCCAGUACUCUGACAUCAAGCAUAACUUCUCCACAAACAUUGUUGGGGAAGGCUUACAUAAAUAUUCGAUUGGUGUUUCACACACUGGGCCCAAUCCCUAGUAAGGAUUACAUUAUAAACCUGGCCAGCUCUACGCUCAACCCACGUUACAGAACUAAAGUAGACGCACCACCAACCCAGGGUACGAGCCUUGUGGAUAUCGGCUAUACAAAACUUAAUGAAACCUCCUAUGCUCUCACAUUUGAAUUUGAAAUCACUAAUAUAUCCAUGUCUGAGAAACGUGAACUAAGGAAUGAAACCUAUACUUCAAUCAAAAGCACUAUAAAUAAAUUGCUUGUCGACAUCCUAAAGGAUCCCUCAGCUUCUCAGUUUGAUCUGCAACACAUUGCAUUCGAUGGUAAUAGCACAGUGAUUCUGGCCAGUGUUCAGUAUGUUUUCUCAGAAAGUGACUUGAGCAUAAACAGCCCCUUUGUCAAGGAAAUGUUCAAAGCUAAGGAAGACUUAACGACAGCCAGUACUCUGACAAUAAGCACAUCUCCACCAAACGUGCUUGGGAAGGUGAUCAUAUACAUCAGCCUUGUGUUUAAAACACGGGGUACUAUCCCAAGUGAGAGUAACGUUGUAAAUGUGGCUAACACCCUGUUGUCUGGAAUGAAACUGAGAAUGAAACGAUCCCUCACAACAAAAGAUCUGACUAAGCUUGUGAACUUUGUGAAUGUCACCUAUACAAAAAUUGAUGACAACUCCUUCUCUCUGAACUUUGGAUUUGAAAUCAGCAAUGUGUCCAUGUCUGAAAGAGUUGAAUUCAGGAAUGAGACCUUCACAGUGAUUCAGGACUAUAUAAAUACAUUUGUGUCCAAGAUCCUGAAUAAAACAACAACUACUUACUUUAAUUUCAAUCAAAUCAAUUUCAAGGGUAACUCCUCCGUGAUUGAGGCCAACGUACAGUAUGUUUUCACAGACAGUGACAUCGACAGUUUCGGCUUGGUCUCUGCUUUCCUCGGACUUACUACAACAGCCACUCCAACCACCUAUUACCCCACAGUCCUGACCAGUACAAUCUUAAACAACAGUACAAACGUAGCAUGGAUUGUGGCUAUCAUUGUCCCCUGCGCUAUUGUCAUCGGGCUCGUACCUUGCUGGAUUCUCCUUUGCUGUUUGCUGUGUGGUUGCUGUGCAGCAAUCAGAAAACGUUGGCACAGAAGACGAUCAUACAAUGUACAGUACACAACUCGAAACAGCAUCUUCUAGAGGUAUUCAAGAACAAACUUUGAUGCUUAAAAUAUUAAUUUUCCUGUAUUGCUGGGCAUACAGAACCUCUCUAAAUGUGAUGUAACUGUGAUUAAAAAAAACAACAUCUACUAUUUAAGGAAUGAUUUUAUUUAUUUAAAAAACUGUUAUGUAAAGUAAUGAGAAUCUUGUUUUCUAAAUGAAAGAUUUGUUUGGUAGUAUGUAUUUAAUGUUAAGGGAAAAAAUUUAGAAUGUGUUGAUCACUUCUUUAUUCACACUUAAUGUACUUUAUCUAAAAUAACAUAUUGCACCUGAUGACAUAUGUAUGUACAAAUCACAAUGAAUGUUUUAAGACUGUGUAGCUAAAAACUAUAAUUUAAUAAAACAAUU
Molecule: messenger RNA, 3435 nt
Organism: Sinocyclocheilus grahami
Lineage: Eukaryota; Metazoa; Chordata; Actinopteri; Cypriniformes; Cyprinidae
Exons: 24
Coding region: 31-3066 (1011 amino acids)
Source: RefSeq, a predicted model, not a curated record